Messenger RNA from Gracilinanus agilis (Agile Gracile Mouse Opossum), 1188 nucleotides. Its product is annotated as transmembrane protease serine 11C-like. Gene Ontology annotation, biological process: proteolysis. The record is from RefSeq and is a predicted model, not a curated record. Lineage: Eukaryota; Metazoa; Chordata; Mammalia; Didelphimorphia; Didelphidae. The transcript is spliced from 9 exons. The coding region runs from base 1 to 1188 and encodes 395 amino acids. Gene Ontology annotation, molecular function: serine-type endopeptidase activity.
AUGAAACUCACAAGAUCCGGGAAAAUUGCCCUGACUAUCUUGGUGGUCAUAAUUGCUGCAGCAGCCAUUGGAGUUAUCAUUUACUUUGUGGUCUAUGGUAAAACACCUUUCUAUUACCACAUCAGCUUUAAACUUAAUAAUGUUGAAUAUGACAGUGAAUUUGGCAAGCCAUAUUCUCAAGAAUAUAUAGAUCUCAAUGAAAGGAUAGUGUCUUUGAUGAAUAAAACAUUUCAAGCAUCCAAACUGAGAAGGCAAUAUAUCCAAUCCCAUGUUGUCAAAGUCAGACAGGACAAUGGUAAAACAAUAGUGGAUGUGGUGCUGAAAUUUAAGUCCUGUUACAGCAAUAACGCAGCAGUGUUUCGGGACAGGGCCAGAAAUAUUUUACUUCAGAAGCUGACAGGGGACACUGGGUCCUUCUGCAUUGAUUCUUCGUCUUUUAAACUAUCAGAUAUCGAUAUGGAUCCAGCAGAAAAUCUUCUCAAUAUGUGUUGUGGAAGACGAACAAAAAGGUCUCCUGGUAACAAAAUAGCUGGAGGCUUGGAUAGUGUAGAAGGAGAAUGGCCCUGGCAAGUCAGCCUGCAACAGAAUAACAUUCACAGAUGUGGGGCUACUCUAAUUAAUAACAACUGGCUUGUCACUGCUGCACACUGCUUUGUAAAUGCCAAAAAUCCACAAGAAUGGAGUGCAACCUUUGGAUUACUUUUAAGUGAUCCAAAACUGAAGCGAAGUGUGAAAAAUAUUAUUAUUCAUGAAAAGUAUCGAUAUCCAGCUCAUGACCACGAUAUUGCUCUUGUAAAUCUGUCCAAACCAGUACUAUAUACAAGCACUAUUCGAAAGGUUUGUCUUCCAGAAGCAAGUUAUAACUUCCCCCCAAAUUCUGAUGUGAUAGUCACGGGAUGGGGAUCAAUAAAAACUGAUGGUUCAGAUAUAUUAACUCCCAUUCAGGCUAUAGAGUUACACCAGUAUUCUGCUCAUACAUGGAAGGAAGGGAAGCACAUAUUCUGUAAGAAAGGAAAUAUUGAGAGAGGUGACUCAGGUGGACCACUGGUUAGUUCAGAUUCUAGAGGCAUUUGGUUUCUUGUUGGAAUCGUGAGCUGGGGAGAUGAAUGUGCUCUUCCAAAUAAGCCUGGAGUCUAUACUAGAGUCACUUCCUACCGAAACUGGAUUAAGUCAAAAACUGGCAUCUAG